UAUCCGUCGCCAUUUUUAGGGAAACUUUACAGGCAGUCGUUAGCCGCUAGCGCCUUCUUCCAGCCAGCUCCCAUUGACAGUUAAAGCUCUGCUGUCGUUAGCUGCUAGCAUUGCUUUGCAUUAAAUAGUUUGUUAUUCCCGCUGUCAGAGCCAGUCAGCACAGCCGGAGAGACACGAAUAUAGUUCAUAUGGAGAAUUAGAAAAGAAUUGAAGCCAGUUGCGUUUAUCUUUUUAUUUUUUAUUUUUGGGUAGUGCAGUUAUGGUUUUUGGUUAACAACUUAGCAUUGCUAUCUUGAACAACAGGCGAAUUUCCCACUUUGAUUUCCCCGAGCUGCAUUGGCAGUCUGUGAUUUUUAGCCACCCUGGGCUCCUGCGGGUAGAGAUAUUGGAUUAUUCUGCCUCGUAUCCCAUCACCCCAUGUGUUUUUUUCCUGUUUGUCGGUGUCCAUGCGUUGACCUCCUCAGGCUCCCACAUAACUGCAAAUGAAUCUUCAGCUGCUUUGGUGUAGCUCAGCGCCCAGAUAGUCCCAUCCGUCUGUACGGGCGAUACGGGACUACGUAAACCAGGAUGCCAUCCUCUGGGAGGGCAGGGAGCCUAAAGGAUCCGGACGUGGCCGAACUGUUCUUUAAAGAAGACCCGGAGAAGCUUUUCUCUGACCUCAGAGAGAUUGGCCAUGGCAGCUUUGGGGCCGUCUACUUUGCACGGGACGUGCGAACGAACGAGGUGGUGGCAAUUAAAAAGAUGUCUUACAGUGGUAAACAGUCUAAUGAGAAAUGGCAGGACAUCAUUAAAGAGGUCAAGUUUCUCCAGAGGAUCCAACACCCUAACAGCAUAGAAUACAAAGGAUGUUACCUCCGUGAGCACACAGCAUGGUUGGUGAUGGAGUAUUGCCUUGGCUCAGCCUCUGACUUGCUUGAAGUCCAUAAAAAACCUUUACAAGAAGUUGAGAUUGCUGCCAUUACACACGGUGCUCUGCAGGGGCUGGCAUACCUUCACUCCCACAAUAUGAUUCACAGGGAUGUAAAAGCUGGUAACAUCCUGCUGACUGAGCCUGGCCAAGUCAAACUGGCAGACUUUGGCUCUGCCUCCAUUGCCUCACCUGCCAAUUCCUUUGUGGGAACACCAUAUUGGAUGGCCCCAGAGGUGAUUCUAGCUAUGGAUGAGGGCCAGUAUGACGGCAAAGUGGAUGUCUGGUCCUUGGGCAUUACCUGUAUAGAAUUAGCCGAGAGGAAGCCUCCACUCUUCAAUAUGAAUGCAAUGAGUGCCUUAUACCACAUAGCGCAGAAUGAGAGCCCCACGCUGCAAUCCAGUGAAUGGACGGAUUACUUUAGAAACUUUAUCGAUUCUUGCCUUCAGAAAAAUCCCCAAGACAGGCCACAUUCUGACGACAUGCUGGGUCACGCGUUUCUGCAGCGUGAACGUCCAGAUUCAGUGUUGAUGGAUCUCAUUCAGAGAACCAAGGAUGCGGUGCGAGAGCUAGACAACCUGCAGUACCGCAAGAUGAAGAAGAUACUCCUUCAAGAGGCUCACAAUGGGCCGACCACAGAGCCCCAGGAUGGAGAGGAGGACCUGGAGUUAGGCGGAGGUCGUACAGGAACGGUGAACAGCGUUGGCAGCAAUCAGUCCAUCCCCAGCAUGUCCAUCAGUGCCAGCUCCCAGAGCAGCUCUGUCAACAGCCUGAACGAAGCGGCCCAAGACAGCCGCAGUGAGCUGGACUUAAUGGAGGGAGACCACACGGUCAUGUCAAACAGCUCAGUGAUACACGUCAAACCGGAGGAAGAGGAGAGUCUCUCUGGUGAGCAGGCAGCAAGCAGCGAACCUACCGAGCCACAGCCAGCUCCAGUUCAGGCCCAAAAGAAGCACUACCGCAACAGAGAGCACUUUGCUACAAUACGCACAGCAUCCCUUGUGACGCGUGAGAUGCAAGAACAUGAGCAGGACUCUGAGCUAAGGGAGCAGAUGUCAGGGUACAAACGCAUGAGGCGGCAGCAUCAGAAGCACCUGAUGGCCCUGGAGAACAAGCUGAAAGGAGAGAUGGAUGAGCAUCGGCUGAGGCUGGACAAGGAGCUGGAGAGUCUGAGGAACAAUUUCACUCAGGAGAUGGAGAAGCUGCUCAAAAAACACCAAGCUGCACUAGAGAAAGAUCUGAAGACAUUUGCCAACGAUGAGAAGAAGUUUCAGCAGCACAUCCAGGUCCAGCAGAAGAAGGAGCUCAGCAGCUUUUUGGAGUCGCAGAAGCGGGAAUACAAACUACGCAAGGAGCAGCUAAAAGAGGAACUGAGCGAGAACCAGUCGACUCCCAAAAAGGAGAAGCAGGAGUGGCUUUCCAAGCAGAAGGAAAACAUUCAGCACUUCCAGGCAGAAGAGGAGGCCAACCUGCUGAGGAGGCAGAGGCAGUACCUGGAGCUGGAGUGUCGCCGGUUCAAACGGAGGAUCCUAAUUGCCAGACACAACGUGGAGCAGGAUCUAGCAAGAGAGGAGUUGAACAAGCGGCAGACGCAGAAGGAUCUGGAACAUGCAAUGCUGCUCAGGCAUCACGAGUCCAUGCAGGAGCUGGAGUUCAGGCAUCUGGCGACUAUCCAGAGGGCACGCGCCGACCUGAUCCGAACCCAGCACCAGACUGAGCUCACCAACCAGCUGGAAUACAACAAGAGGAGGGAGAGGGAACUGAGGCGUAAGCAUGUCAUGGAGGUCCGACAGCAGCCUAAAAGCUUGAAGUCCAAGGAGCUUCAGAUUAAGAAGCAGCUGCAGGAGACGUGUAAGACACAGACACGGCAAUACAAAGCGCUCAGGAACCACCUGCUGGAGACCACCCCAAAAUCUGAGCAUAAGGCUGUUCUCAAGAGGCUGAAGGAGGAACAGACCAGGAAGCUGGCCAUCCUGGCCGAGCAGUACGACCACUCCAUCAGUGAGAUGCUAUCUACACAGGCACUACGGUUAGAUGAGGCUCAGGAGGGUGAAUGUCAGGUUCUGAGGAUGCAGCUGCAGCAGGAGCUGGAGCUUCUCAACGCCUACCAGAGCAAGAUCAAGAUGCAGACAGACGCACAGCACGACAAGGAGAGGAGGGACCUGGAGCAGAGGGUGUCCCUGAGGAGGGCUCUGCUGGAGCAGAAGAUCGAAGAGGAAAUGCUUUCCCUCCAGAAUGAGCGUUUGGAGCGAAUCCGCUCCCUGCUGGAGCGCCAGGCUCGUGAGAUUGAGGCUUUCGACUCUGAGUCGCUGCGGCUGGGCUUCAGCAACAUGGUAAUCACCAACCUGGCUCCCGAUUCCCAAGGAGGCUGGGGGGGGGGAGGCGGUGGAGGAGGAGGAGGCAGUCAGGGGGGAAGCCAGUGGCCAGGAAGUGGCGGAGGCGGCAGCCAUCAUGGUCAUCACCAGGGGGGCUCCAGUUCGCAGCAGCCCUGGGGUCACCCUAUGCUUGCAGGCGGCCCGCCACCCUGGAGCCUUCACCAUCCUGGAGGAGGCAGUCAGAGAAGUAGUCAGGGAGGUGCGGGAGGGGUGAGGAACAGCCCACAGGCUAUGAGGAGGACGUCAUCAGGGGGGAGGAGUGAGCAGGGCAUGAGCAGGAGCGCCAGCAUCACCUCUCAGAUCUCCAACGGUUCCCACCUCUCAUACACCUAAAAAAAAAACACUCAAGAAACACAAUCGCUGUAAAUUACAACACACUAAAUGCACAGCACACAUAAUUUCCCACAAUGCACAUGGCAUGGUAGACUGGCGAGACGGGGCUCUCUGUGGAAACCCAUGAGAGCUGAAACCAAAUUAGUGUCUUUUAAUGGCGGUUAGUCUGCCAGAGCAGACUGUGUUUAUAUGAUAGCUGUCAAGUUAGUGUCUGCUGCCAUUUAACCCCUGAUGGUAUAUUUAACAUGGAGUUCAACUAGAGGUGAUAGUUUUCAGUUUUUUUAUGAUUUAAAAUGCAUAAGUUGGUUGAGUCAGAUGUUGGCACAAGUCAUGUCGUUAAAAAAUGCUUUGGCUUUAACAUAAAUAAAGAAUUAAGAAAUCCUGUGGGAUGCCAUCGAAACACUUUUUUCGAAACAGUUUUUCGUAUGCUUGGAAGUAAAUGUCAGUGAGGCAUAAGUGUCGACAGAGUAAAGAAGAUUCAAAAGAGGGAGAAAAGAACGUCUACUGAAAACAUCCACUGGAUGUUUCCUAGUAUACUAGAAGCUUAGAAUUUGAUUUGAAAAGGUUUGAAGCAGUAUGGUAACAAGAAAACAGAUUUUCUUUAUUUGUAUUUUUUUAAAUGACUGAAUAUAACAAAAAAAAGCACUUCAGUUGAUUUAUAUUCCAUCUACAUCCAGCAUCUUUCAAUUAAAAUUAAUGAUAAUGACCUUAUUUCUUUUUUCUAAAAGCACUUAUAAUAAAGUACUGAACUCCUGAAAAAAAAAAAAAAAAGUUUUUUGGUUGUAUUUCAGAUUUUUCUAGACCAGUAUUUAAAACUGAACCCAUGAUUUUAGAACUCUGUUUGGUUUAGAUGAAAGACGCAGCAGCUGUCCUACUCUCUUUGAAAUGUCAAAAGACAGAGAUUUAAGGGAACGGUGUAGGAUAAUUUGCUGAUUCAAACUUUAUACAUUUAAAGCACAGUUUAAAUAAAUUGUUGAAGAUGGCACAAAGAUAAAAAUUUGCAUUAAUUAAACUCAAGAGUUGAAGUUCAGCAAUAUCUUCUUCAUUUUUCCGUAAUUUUUUUUACAUAACACCUAAAAAAAACACCUUGCUAGUUCUUUAUUUAGACUUUUUGUGGUGAACUGCCUAGAAAACCUUUGAGUUUGGAACAGUGUUGCAUUUUGAUUUUGAAAAUGUGUUAAAUGCAUUUAUAUUCAGAAAACAGGGUUGUACUUUGUAAAAUUAAUAAUUAAUAGUUGAUUAUCAGUGUUGGCUUUACUGUGUGAACCACAGAGAUUGGAGGCUUUAACAUAACACAGAGAUCUAAAGGCCAAAGACAUUUCAAAGUCUUAGAUGUUUCAGGACAUACUAAGACAGUGAACCUGAGCUCUGAAGGACAGAGCAACUUUCCUGUUACUUUCCAGUUUCCUGUUAUUUGGCUGACUUCAGGUCAGUUUGCCCUUUCCUCAAUUAAAAAAAUGUACCUUAAGUUAGGAACAUAGCUGGUGCAAAAUCCUAAAAGUUGAGUAUAAAUCAAAAGCAGCACUUACUGUACCAAAGAUCUCUGCGUUGCUUCAGUCUAAAUCAACAGAUGACUAUACUUAUUUGUCUACUUUUUGCUUCUUACAUUUUGCUGAUUUUAAAACCCUUCCUGAGUAACCCUUAGCUCACUUUGACCUCUUCCUUAACGUCCAUGCCAAAUAAUGUCGUUUGGACAGCCUGGUUGCCUUUAGUGCUGCGUUUAAUACAUGGAAGAAGAGGAUUGUGCCUCCCAGCCAGUUUCUUGGUGCAUCUCUCUUUAUUUGAAGAAUUUGUGUCAGACUGCUAACAUGCUAAUUGUAGCAGUUGCCAGCACUGGACUGUUUGUCAGUGUGUGCCAGAGAGGCUUGGUCAGUUUAAGCCACACGGCCGAGUAGUAAUAGUAGUCAGUUUUGGCUCAGCUCUUGGGUUUCCACAGACCUUUUCCCAGGCCGUCUCACUCUAAAGGAUGCUGUCGCCAUAUUAAUCCACCAUCCUCCAUGGAAAGGAUGGGUUUUCAGCAGUUCCUAACCACAACUUGAAUAUAAACUGGUCUUCACCUGUUAGCAGUAACUCUACAGUGUCCCAAACAAUGCAGUAAAGCCUGAAAGUUGCACUUUGGCCAUGGCUCGCUCUGAAGGUCAGAUGCGAUUUUAUUCUCAUGCACACAUGGUAGAAGAACGUAGACUUGGCUGAUGGAUGCAUGUACAGAGAAAAUGUAAACGUUAAACUUUUCAGGAAAAAAAUGUAACACAGAUCUGUUGUUAAAGGAGAUGUAAAUGUUGAUUUAAAAAAAAAAAAAAAAAAGAAAGGCCUCAAAGAUGAAAACUAAUGAACAGCUUGGUUGGUGACUGCUGAAUGUUUCAGUGGAUCUAUGGGUGGUGAUGCUGGGAUUUCCGCUGCCGUGCCCCUGCUAAGCCCCUCCCCAGUGUGACACCCCGCUCUGUCUCACCCUCCGAGCUGACCGCCCAUCUCCCUGCAUCCUUCGCUUCCAUCCUUCCCUCCCGUGUCUCCAGAGGUCCCUUGGGGCCCUUCGCUAAUCUGCAGGGAAAUGACCCCCCAAAAUAAAAGAAAAAAAAAAUGAACUGGAUAUGUGUUGUUUCCUAAAUCUAUUAAAGAGAACAUUUUAGAGAAGAUCCAAGUCUUAUUGUGAAAUGCUUUAUGGUUUUCACAGAUGGAAUGUACAGUCGCUAUGUUAAUAUUGUACAGUCCAGAAAACUAAAUGACAAAUCAAAGCGAAAUGAAACCUGCGAUGAGGGCACAACGCUGUGGCUUUAAAGUUGCUGUAGCUAAAACAAGCAUUUUCUGAGUUUUUAUUUGUUCUCUUUGCAGCUGUUACAUAUAUUUUGAUGGAAAACACAACUUUAGGUCAAAAUGCCUUGAGGAAGUAACAACAUUGUUCAAAAGUGUAUGAGGGGUAUUUUUGCACAUGAUUUCAACCCUUUUCUCCUUUAGUUUUGACUGUGUUACACUGACAAUGUUACAUGAGGUAGACUAAAGCCUAAAGUAUACCCUUAGAAUUAAGUGUUUAGGCCACAAUACUUGAUGCACUCUUCACCCUGAAGUCCAAAUUGUUGCACAAGGCUGAGAAUUUUAUUUGAAAGAAUUUGUGAAUAGGUUACUUUAAGCCUUGUGGGAAGUGCUGACUUUACUCAGGCAAUCCCACAUGGGUAACUUAUUGAAAGCAUUUUUUUUUUUUACCUUUGAAUUAUUUACCUCUAAAAAUAAGCAACAACAGUUUCACCCCCAUCUGUUUAAACAUGCUAGUUUCUCUGUUUAGUAACAUAACCCGUGUUCGUAGUUGUUAAAUUUCUUUAUUCCUCUGCUCUUCAUCUCUUUAGUGUUCUACUCCCAAUGUUUUUAUUUUCCACAAGCUGUCUGCAGAGGGCCAAACAAGCUGCAGAGUUUUAGAUGUAUUUACUAGAUUUUUCUUCUUUUUCUGCAAAGCAGUGGGGGCAGAGUCUAGCUUUAGACAUUGGUCGCUCUGAACUGGAUCGGUUGCACUGAUUGCACAAGUAGCUGACCAGUUUUAUGAGUCUACUGUGACACCCUCUCCCUCCCCUUCCUCCUGCUGAAGGGGGCGGCUGCUGUCGGCUGAAGUAGGUGAAAGGCCAGGUUACUUAUCUGUACAGACUGUUUAUCAGUAUUCCUUUAAUCCUUUUUGUCAUAUUUGGUGAAUCUUGCUGUUUUCUUUUUUCUUUUUCCUGGUCCUGAGAUCUGUAUUAAACUGUAUUAAAGUGUAUAGUUUGUGCAAAUAAAAAAUAAAACAGCUGAAUGUUCCAUAGCAGAAGAGAAUAGAUAUUCCUUCAGAGGAAAAAUAAGUGAUUUAAAAUGUAUAAAAGUAAUUCAGAUGCAAAGUUUAGGGGAUAAAUGUAAUAUUUUGUUUGUAAUUACUAUCUUUUGUUGGAAGAGGGCUACUGGAUAAAGAAUCACCUGUAAUAAAGUAAUUUUAAUAUUU
Cyprinodon tularosa is the source of this 7570-nucleotide messenger RNA. It is a transcript of the gene taok1b, whose product is annotated as TAO kinase 1b. The transcript is spliced from 21 exons. NCBI's taxonomy places the organism in Eukaryota, Metazoa, Chordata, Actinopteri, Cyprinodontiformes, Cyprinodontidae. Gene Ontology annotation, biological process: protein phosphorylation; execution phase of apoptosis. Gene Ontology annotation, molecular function: protein kinase activity; ATP binding. The coding region runs from base 568 to 3615 and encodes 1015 amino acids. The record is from RefSeq and is a predicted model, not a curated record.